GGAGACCAUGACCUUGGGUUUUGGCUGAGUAAGGAGCGUCUGAAUGAAACGCGGCGCGCCCCCGACUGCCAGGCUGAGAAAAGGCGCAUCCUCCUCCUUUUACAUUUCAGUCACGCAGCUUUGCUCAGAUUUGAGAUGAAGCAUAGAGGAUGUUUUUUUUUCUUUUCUCCCGUCGCAGCUCGCACCAGUAAUUUAAAGUAAAAAGAAACGUGCUCGGCAUCGAGGCACUCUCUUUAUCUGAUUAAACGUUCCGGGAUUUAUUCUGGACAAAUCGCCAUUUGAGCGCGUUAUUUUGGAUAAAUCUGGAUCGCAUUGCCUCCGACCGAGCGGCUGCACCCCGUCGAGACAAGCAUAACGCACGAUAUUCGAUAGAAAUCAAGAGUUUCCUCCGGGACAUUUCAUGCUUUUCCACCCGUUUGUGCACGAAAUACAUACACAUAGCCUGUAUAUAGGAUUUAUUUCGUCAGAAUUGGAUGCAGGGAGCAUUAAUUGUUUAUAACUGAGAUCACAACUGGCGAUACAUUGCGAUGCUGAUCCAGCACCGAUGAUGCGAUGGCGUGAGAGCAGUCAAACAGCUUAGUGAAGGUGAUGGACAAUGUCCAAUCCAGCGGGUAUAAGACACCUGCUCUCCCGGUCCUGAAUGCAGCGGAGAGAGACACCUAACCGGGUGUCACCGUCAGCCCUGGAUGCUGCGCCGAAGAAUGGGAUACUCCGACCCAUCGUCGGGUAAAGAUAUACUCGGCAAUAGAUCUCUUUGUUUCAUAUUUAUUUGCGCAUUUGGACUCGUCACGCUAUUGCAACAGAUUCUCUAUGGGAAAAACUACAUUAAGAGUGCGCAACAGUUUAGCCGACUCAAAGGGGACGAGACAGGAAAUUGGACCGGUCCCGUUAAUUUCUCGGAUGAUGGAUCUCUGAAGCCUGCCAGAAAUGGAAGGAAAAGAUGUUUCCGUCAGAAUUUUCAGCCAGAUUCACAGAUCUCCGUAAUAGUCACACCCUGCCUAGCCGAUAUUAAGAAGAAAAAAAAACGCUCUCAAAGGUAUCUGGAAAACUAUGAUGGCUCCUUUGACUACAACUCCACUGCAUGCAGGGAGCUCAGACAGGAGAUUAUGGACGUCAAAGUCCUGACAAUAAACAUGGUUAAUCGGAAAAAACAUGGCCAUGGGUAUCCUUCCUCAUUCCACAAGUCUCUCUGCCUGUCUGCCAGGGUGAAAACCUCAGACCUGUUUGAGAGAUGGCGAAACCUGCAGGUGUGUAGGUGGGAGCAGAACAAGGAGGAGACCAGCAACUUCAAGAUGUCUCUGUCUCGCUGCUGUAAUGCUCCUUCCUUUUUGUUCACCACCAAGAGGAACACUCCUGCAGGGACCAAGCUGAGGUAUGAAGUGGACACCAGUGGUAUCCUUCCCAUCACCACUGAGGUCUUCAAGAUGUUCCCAGAUGACAUGCCGUAUUCCAAAUCACAGUACAAGAAAUGUGCUGUCAUUGGAAAUGGUGGCAUCAUCAAGAACAGCAAAUGUGGAAAGGAAAUUGACUCAGCAGAUUUUGUGUUUAGGUGCAACAUACCACCAAUUAAUGAGAAGUAUUCAGCUGAUGUUGGCACUAAAACAGAUCUGGUGACAAUAAAUCCAAGCAUUAUUACUGAGAGAUUUCAGAAGCUGGAGAAAUGGCGGCGACCAUUUUACGAAGUCCUCCAGAAUUACGAGAACUCCUCAGUGGUGCUUCCAGCCUUCUACAACACCCGCAACACUGAUGUAUCUUUCAGGGUCAAGUACAUGCUGGAUGACUUCGACUCCCAGAGAGGCGUGUUCUUCUUCCACCCUCAGUACCUGCUCAACGUGCAGCGUUUCUGGGCGGUGCAGGGCGUCCGGGCCAAACGGCUCAGCAGUGGCCUGAUGCUGGUCACCGCCGCCUUAGAGAUGUGCGAGGAGGUCCACCUCUAUGGUUUCUGGGCGUUUCCCAUGAACCCCUCCGGUAUCUUCAUCACUCACCAUUACUAUGACAACGUCAAGCCACGGCCAGGCUUCCACGCGAUGCCCCACGAAAUUUUCAACUUCAUUCACAUGCAUACUCGCGGGAUCAUCAAUGUGCACACGGGGCAGUGCACGUGAUCCCUCACACCUCUGCUUUAACAUGGAAGCUCAACAUUUUACCCUUAAUGUGUUUAUUUUAAAGCAGUUUUACCUGUUGUGUUUUAUUUCAGUGAAUGAAACAGUUCACUAUUUUCUCCCUAUUUAAAAAGAGACUUGUACACUUUAUUUGCUCUCACUAGUUCAACUACACAUUGAAGGUUGCUUGCUUUAAUUGCCAACAUACUUCUUUUUUUGAUGUGCACCUACAUUUGUUUAUCCAGCCAAUCAGAUUACUAUGACUUUGACUCUCUGACCAUAGGAUGCUUGUUUUUAAUGUGAAAAGUGGUCUUCAUAGUGAUGUUGUUUCUGUGAAGUUUUCUAGUGGCUCUGCUGUACAGAGGUGUUGUUUUCUACUCAACGUUGCACAGAUAUUUAUGCUGAAACAGGGCUGCAGUGGGUGUCUUUGUGCCCCCUCAUCCCCCUACUCUCUUCUUCUCUCUUUAUCUUGGACACUCUGUGGGUGUGGCAGCUUUUAAUGUUUGUGUAAAACAAAGCUUAAACCUUGAUAUUAAGCUAGUAUUUAAAAAAAUAAGAAAAAAUGAUCAAAUUGUAACAUCCAAUUGUCUACUUUUGUAAUCUAUUUCCUAUUCACCAGAUUCACUGGGUGAAUAUUUUAAAACACUAUUGAAAUGGCCUGUUUUCAGUGGCCUAGUUUCUCCAAUUUAAACUUUCCUCUCAUAUCUCUGGUUUAAAAAAAAGUGUAUGGGAAGAAAUUAGGAUGUUUUUUCUUUUCUGGCUUUUCUGUCACAGUUUUGGACAAAAGCCAGAAGAAAAAGAAAAUGUUUGCAAUGACACCUCAAACUUUGACUUUUAAGGCCAUCCAAUUUGUAAAACAACAGAGCACUGUUGAGCCACCCAGCCUCUUGCCGUCAUUCAUGUCUUAAGCCAUGCUGCCUUACGAGAUAUCACACCCCCAUUAUAUGAUAUGCAGCGCACCCAUGUGUUUUGCUUAUCUUCAAAUACAUUAACUAAAUCUUUGUCAGUCUCUCGAAUCAAAGGACGUUUAAGACUCUCUAAGGUGUAGAAGUUCACGUGCAGUUAUCAGCUUAUAUUCUCUUGGAAUUAGUGAAGUCUUAUUCCCCGUGAGCACCAUUCAUAAUCAUGUAAUGCUGUGCAUGACUUUACUCUGUACUUGGCUUUGUGUGUGCCUGCUUCAAUGAUCACUAGAAUAUGUUUACACUAAAGCCUCGACUGAAUCUCAUAGUGCUUUUGGAGAUAUAUACAUGAACCUUUUCACAGAACGAUGAAUGGUUUCGUCCAAGUGAAUUGUAUAAUAGUGGAUGCAGUUCUUAGGUGCAAGAAUGAAGAUGGAUGCUGCCCAUUUGCAAAGUGUUGCAACACUCUUUAUCAAGCAUUAUUUCACCUCCCUCUUUGAACUGUGAAUAUUCAGUUUGCACUCAAGAAAGCAUCGUGUAUUUAAGCACUGGAAAACUGUUUGGGUUUUCACUGUUUUAUUUUGUUGUCCACUGCAAGAGGUUUUAAGAGACUGUGAAUUAAUUUUUUGUCACUCAUCUGUUCAUGCUUGGCUGUGCACUUGUCUUUUUUCUUCCUUUAUAUCUGAAGGACAACAUUACUAAUUAGAUUUAAACAGUUUUUCUUUCGUCAUUCACAUAGACUCUUUGUGCGUUUAUGCACAAGAGAUACAAGUUCAGCGAAUAGGAACACCAAAAAAUUUUGGCUUGAUCACUAAAUUCUUGUAGAGACACAACUGAAUCAAGGAUGGAAAAAGAAGGGAACUAGUCUGUGUGCUGAAUGGAGGUAAUAUAUAACACAGUGCUUCUUAACUGACUCUUGGAUCAUUCUUUAUACUGGUAUUGUGUUUGUAAAUAAACUUGUUUGGAUUUUCUCA
Molecule: messenger RNA, 3975 nt
Organism: Lates calcarifer (barramundi perch)
Lineage: Eukaryota; Metazoa; Chordata; Actinopteri; Centropomidae
Gene: st8sia5
Product: ST8 alpha-N-acetyl-neuraminide alpha-2,8-sialyltransferase 5
Exons: 9
Coding region: 687-2105 (472 amino acids)
Biological process (GO): oligosaccharide metabolic process; N-glycan processing
Molecular function (GO): alpha-N-acetylneuraminate alpha-2,8-sialyltransferase activity
Source: RefSeq, a predicted model, not a curated record